Molecule: messenger RNA, 4114 nt
Organism: Amphiprion ocellaris (clown anemonefish)
Lineage: Eukaryota; Metazoa; Chordata; Actinopteri; Pomacentridae
Gene: cobll1b
Product: cordon-bleu WH2 repeat protein-like 1b
Exons: 14
Coding region: 431-3547 (1038 amino acids)
Molecular function (GO): actin monomer binding
Source: RefSeq, a predicted model, not a curated record
ACUUACUUCUCACUAAGUUAAUGGACUCGGGGGUGUUGCUUUCAAAGCUAUGGUCAGUGUUGAGUUGUCGCGUUAUGUGUUUUUCUUUGCCAAGAUGUAAACUUGGACACGUUAGAGCUGAAAGGCCCCAUCAGAGCUGUGGAGGGAAGGUAAACUGGAUCUGAGAAACGCCCCACAUUUCCAGCUCAGCGUGGCGAUGCAGCGUCUGUGAUGUGCAGAGAAAAAGUUGGCAGAGUUGUGGACAGAGUCGGCGGGGAGGUAAUGUAUAUGUGACUGUAUGUAGCAUAAAGUGGGGAGAGAAGAGGAGAAACUACACUGGAUGGAUGGUCUGCGUAAAGGAAGGCGCGUAACGGAGCGGAAUUAUGGAUCAUUUAUCCAAACAACAUCUGUUUGCGGCGCUCGGCAACUGAGGUUACCUUUGUGAAGACUGAUGGAAGUUGGCUUCGAAAACCGACGGCAUUCAUGUCCGAGGGAUUUUGUUAAACCAGUGAGCUUAGUCAUGGACGAUCAUGGAUCCCAGUCCCAUCCACGGAGCUCUGGUGUGAGGGUGUCGACCAAAAGCAAAGCACCGUCCCCACCAGGGAUAAAGAAGCUGGAUUCCCCAGGUUUCUCCCAGUGGUACCCAGGAAACCCUCAUUUAACCAUGGACCAGAAGGAGAACCUCAUUGAUAAAGAACUCUCCCUGACUGUGGUUCUGCCUGGUGGGGUGGAAAAGACGACCGUGGUUCAUGGAAGCAAACCCCUUAUGGAUCUUUUAGUGACACUUUGUGCAAAAUACCACCUGAACCCAUCGAGCCACACUUUAGAACUGGUCACCGCCAACAGGAACAACAUCAAGCUCAAACCCAACGCUCUCAUAGGAACUUUGGACGCAGAGAAGAUCAUACUCAAACCCAAAGGGGAGGAUAAAAAUAAGAAAACGGGUCCACAGAUGCCUGAGGCAACUGUUCGAAUGGUGAUAAACUACAAAAAGACCCAGAAAACGAUAUUGAGAGUAAAUCCACGAGUUCCUCUUGCUGAACUCUUACCAGCAAUCUGUGAGAAAUGUGAAUUUGACACGGAGACUACAGUUCUGUUGAGAGAUGUCCAGUCACUGGCCCCUUUGGACCUGUCCAGUUCUCUCAAUGAUUAUGCAAUACGGGAGGUUUAUGCAAGAGACACAAGAGGGCAGCCUGUUUCUCCUGUGUGUCCAGGCUCACCAACUUCUGCAGGAACAGUCACACCAGGCAAAGAUAAAGAUCAGAAGGAGAAAGAAAACAAAGGCCUCUUCAGCAUGUUUAGAAAAAGCAAGAAAAAAUCUGACCAGCCGACCACAGCCAGUGCCCCAGCUUCUCCAGUGCUUGUGAGCAAGCCUCGGCCGCUCAGUAUGGCCUUACCGAGCUCAAACUCCACUCCGUUUAGCUCUCCCGCAAGCCCCACUGAUGUGCCAAAGAAGAGACGUGCACCCCAGCCCCCGAUCCUUGUUUCUCAGAGCUGCCCUUCAGACCUCAGCACCCGCCGGAGACUCUACUCUGAACCUAACGCCCAGCUGGACACUGAUCAGACGUCUGGUAUAAGUCGUGGGUCCUCAGCAGAGUCUUCGCUGAAGAGGACCAAACGAAAGGCUCCUCCACCCCCAACGUCUCCGGGUGCUGUUGUCCAAGAAUCUGUUUCUGUAGAGGAAAACUUACAAGUGGUCGCAGCUUCUAAAACACUGGAGGAAAUUAUGGAGCAGGAGGAGACGACUGCAUCCGUAAUGUCUACAACUGCUGGUAAAACCCAGGGAGAGGACAGCAGCCUCAACAUGUCACCUGAUGUUUCUCUACAUUCCCCGUCUCCAGAUAUUGAGACACAGAGCACGAUAUCGGUGGAGGGCAGUGGGGAAGAUCAGUCUUGUGAUCUGUCCUCAGAUGGCAAGUACGAACUCUACCAACUGCAGAGUGCAGUGAAUGAUUCUGCAACUCUGAUUGUAAGGAGAAGUGAUGGUACAGACUCACCAGUAGUAUCAGAUACUAAUAGUGCUGCGUUUCAAGUUGAAAAUGUAAGCCCACAUCCCAUCUGUGAAGAGCCUCCAGCUGACAGUGUUGAGGGUGAUUCUGCUGCUGCACCCAGCAGCCUCCCUCCUCCUGUAAUGCAGGAUGCAGAAGCUCAGGCCUCUGUUCAAGCAAGCACUGAAACCCUCCAGGAGGUGACUGACAGGUUGGAGAGUCCAGUGGCUACCAGCACAUCACGCCCCAGUGGAGAGGAUGCUCAAGUGCAAACAGAUUUCACACAGCUCCCUGAGCCUCCACAACAACACACGGACAAGGUUCCUUCAUCAGCAAACGCACCGGCCUCCGAAUCAGCAGGGAAGAAAGAUAUGGCCACUCUGACGGAGGAGCUGGAAGCCCCCGACCUCGAACAUGCCUUAUCCCGCACCUCAGAGACCUCAUCAUGCCAAGACUCCCCACCAAGUGCCCCUGACACAACAAAAGCGCCAUCUAUGUAUGCAACAGACUCUGAGCCAAAGCCCAAGCCUUCCAAUGAACUGACAAGGGACUACAUCCCCAAGGUGGGGAUGACAACAUAUACUAUUGUGCCUCAGAAAUCUCUGGAGAAACUGAGAUAUUUUGAAGUUGCACUGACACUGGAGACACCUCCUGAAGCUCCAGAGGAGAGACUUAACAUUGAUUCUCUUCAGUUAGAUGAAAGCACAGGACAGAGGGGACAGAUAGACGUCUCCAAAGACAAAAGUGAGCAGCAUUCUGCUUUACCCAGGGAAGACUUACUGACUAGCACUACUACUACUACUCAACGCACUGUUAAUGGAAGUAUAUCUGAAACGACUCAUUCCUCAUCACCAACAAGUUUAUGUACAAACACAGAUGACAAGGUGGCAUCCUCAGCUAAUGGGGCAUCUCAAGCAGGUUCACCAGUAGAGGUCAAGGAGAUGAAAAUUCCACCCGCAACUAAGCCUAAGCCUGGUUCUUUCCGCUUGGCACAGCACAAAAAAACACCUGGGUAUUAUGUAACUUCAGCAGCAGAGAAGAGUCUUGGUGCCAAUGCUGGCUCUGGCCUGAGGGAGGCUCAAGGAAGUACAGAAAGAGCAAAGUUACCUUCCCCUCCUCCUCCACCUCCAGUGCAGUGUCAAGAGGAGACAACAGGGGCCACUAAUGUUCAGCUGAGCCCUAAACAGGAUGACAAGAAUGUCGCGUUCAAGCGAAUGAUAAGGCAGAGUAGUCUGCCAUGUAGAGAGCCAAGCGCAGGGUUAAGCUUGGAAAAAUUAAGGAGCUUUGCGGCUCCCAGGCCUUUUUCUCCUUCAACCCCGUCCCGCUUCGCCCAGGCAGUGUCCUCUGCUGUGAAAAGGAGCCAGUCCUUAUCCCAUGGGCCAAAGUCACCUCUGUCCACCGUGUCACCAUCCGUCUCUCCAAUUACAAGUCCCUCACCAGUCAUUCAGUCAGGAUUUUCUACACUCAAGGACUGUGAAAACACAGAGGCGGGUAGCGAUGGAUCCACUCUGCAGAGAGAAGAGCGUGAACUGCCGUCUUUUAGUGAGAUUGUUGAAAUUGGCGGAGAGAGCAGUCCUUAGCAGUGCCUUAUUUCUUUUGACAGUGUUUCAUCUACAGAGGAGCUUGUAGUUCAUUCUUUGAGUUCUCCGGAGCCUUUCAUCCCGUGACACGGAAGAAGCAGCUGUCUUUUGUUUUACCUCUUUCAGUAGACAGCGUACAUAAAAUGAUGUUUUCUGAUAAUUCGUAAUUGUUUUGGUUUAUUUUCUCACAUCUUUUAAGUAAUACCCCUGCCUGACUUGCCUAUUUUAACCCUUUUCUUUUACUUUGUGUGAUGACCUUGCAUUUAAUGCAUAUCUGUUGUGAAUGAUCAAGUGAUGAUAAAUGAGAACAUUCUAUAAAUUAUUAGACCGACUUCCAGAGUUGUAAUAUUAUUGGGUUUAUUAAGAAAAUGUAUUAUCUAAAUAAUACUGGAUGUGUAGGACAGACCAGGUCUGACCUGCCGUAAAUGCUUCUUAGAUUAUACAUCAGAUCUAUAUUUAAGUAUUACAGAGUUUUGAUUAAGAUAUAUGCAGAAAUACACUGAUGUGUGCAGUACGCCUGUUGUUCUUGUCGAGCAGUGUUGUUAGGAAUAAAGCUUUUAUCAGGUC